UACGAGUGCUUGAACUUGGGCAGGUAAAGUCUUAUAUGUGCAAAUAAGUUUAUUUCGGUAGCAGCUCAAGCUUCCCCUCAUAUAUUUAAUUGACCUCUCAAAGCUUAUUGCCGGCCCUUUCUGUGGGUCUAUCCUUGGGUAAAGCAAGGAAACAGUAUCACAUUCAUGUACUAGCAGAUAUCUCACAUUUUCCACCCUUCUUAUUUUAAAACUCUCAAAACAGCUAUUACGGUGCAGGUAAGAAAAAAAACCAGAAGCCAAUUUAUUGAAGAAAUUUGCUUUUUUAAAAGGUUAUCUUUUCUCUGAUUGUUUGCAUCUAGAGGUGAUUAAAAUAGAACCACCAAAAGUAGGCGAUCCUCUUCGCCAAUGGCGGCAUUUAGAUGUGGAUGGGCAAAGCCCUUGGUUUCGGUCCAUGGCAAGGAAUAAAAAAUCGGUGUGUAUAGAUUUGAAGACACAGGAAGGACGAAGUUUAGUGAAGCGUUUAGCAGAUCAGUCAGAUGUGUUAUUGGAGAAUUUUAAACCAGGGACUAUGGAAAAAUGGGGUUUGGGCCCAGAGGACAUGUAUUCAUCCAACCCAAAACUAAUCUAUACGCGCAUUUCGGGAUAUGGACAAACAGGGCCUUAUUCUAAAAAACCUGGCUACGCUUCGGUUUGUGAGGGAAUUGGAGGAUUCCGAUUUGUUAAUGGGCAUCCAGGUCAACCGCCAGUACGACCAAAUAUCAGUCUGGGCGAUUCAUUAGCAGGAUUACAUGCAGCACUUGGUGUGCUUUUAGGUCUAAUAGCAAGGGAUAAAAUUAAGAAAGGAGCAGCGGAUGCUAUUAGAAAGACAGGACAAGUAGUGGACGUGGCUAUUUAUGAAAGUGUCCUGAAUAUGAUGGAGAGUAUUAUACCUGAAUAUGACAGGUUCAAGCAGAUUAGGGAACCGUCUGGAACUACAGUAACAGGCAUUGUGCCUACGAACACGUAUCCUUGUAAAGAUGGAAAGCAUGUAAUAAUUGGAGGCAAUGGCGACAGCAUAUAUAUUAGACUCAUGAAUGCAAUAGGCCGUAGUGACUUGACGGGCGACAACUAUAAAGACAACAUAGCCAGGGUAAGGUGCCAAACAGAAAUUGAUGAAGCUAUCUCUGACUGGACCUCCAAAAAUACGGCAGACGAAGUUCUGUCCGUCCUACAACAAGUUUCUGUACCCGUGGGGAAAAUCUACGACGCCAAAGAUAUAGUUGAAGAUGAACAUAUCAACGCCAGAGGAAUGAUCGAGGAAGUCCGUGUAGGAACAGAACGUGAAGAUGGAGGGUGGACGGUGAAGGUGCCGGGGAUGUCACCGAUCCUCGAAACAACACCAGGAUCAACUGAAUGGGCAGGUAAGUUAAGAUUUUUCCAAAAAUAUGAUUUUCGUUGCUUACACUAGCAUUUAUUGUCCAAAGGUCCUGAUUUAGGCGUACAUA
Molecule: messenger RNA, 1445 nt
Organism: Mycotypha africana
Lineage: Eukaryota; Fungi; Mucoromycota; Mucoromycetes; Mucorales; Mycotyphaceae
Product: CoA-transferase family III domain-containing protein
Exons: 8
Coding region: 413-1408 (331 amino acids)
Molecular function (GO): catalytic activity
Source: RefSeq, a predicted model, not a curated record